This is a messenger RNA of Peronospora matthiolae, 774 nucleotides long. Lineage: Eukaryota; Oomycota; Peronosporomycetes; Peronosporales; Peronosporaceae. The record is from the annotation of a GenBank genome assembly.
AUGCCGUGCUCGCUUGCUGAGAUUCCUGAUGACUUGUCGGCGCUUCAGUACUCGACGAUGGUCGAUGUGUACAACACGUUCGAAGUUAUGACGGAUUCUGGAUUUGACGACAGUCAACCUCCGGACGUUGACAUUACGGUCUACGACGAACACCUCAACACUCACGCUUUGAUGGGCGCCCGUAAGCUGCGGCCGAAACGACAACAGCUCUCGGCGCUGGAACUGGAUGCGCUGAUCGCGGAAUUUGUGUCGAAAGACCCUGCGUAUCUACACCACUUGUACAAGCUUCCGACGGAGUGGCUUGAACGGACCUUCCGUACACACGCGGUUUUUCGAGCUUCUCGUGGCGUUCGUCUUCCUGAUGGACAGAACGACAUACUGUCCUACUUGCAAUCCAAGUUUGUUGCUCCGGGAGCGUCUAUGGCUCAACUUUUCGACUCGGUGUUCCCCACGGUUGAGGCUCGCAGAGCUGCUUUAACUUGGUCCAAGUGUGAUUUGUUUUUGAUGAUUUUCGCGCCUGGAAUUUAUUUCGAUCCGGUCAAGCUUGCGAUGCUUAUGCCGGGGAACUAUUCAUGCACGCGUCUGCGAUUGACGCCGUUUUUAUUGUGGAGUAAUUUGAACCUGCAACGUGUCACGCAAACGGAUGUCUUGGCGGUAUUUCUGACAGACCCGCGCACCCCGGACGAUGUUCGCCUCUCUAUUCAAGUUUUGAAGGACACUCCUCUUCCUGCGGUUGCGACCGCCUCAAGUCAAGUUGUUCCUGCUCACCUCUAA